Oncorhynchus gorbuscha (pink salmon) is the source of this 4355-nucleotide messenger RNA. It is a transcript of the gene col7a1l, whose product is annotated as collagen type VII alpha 1-like. NCBI's taxonomy places the organism in Eukaryota, Metazoa, Chordata, Actinopteri, Salmoniformes, Salmonidae. The record is from RefSeq and is a predicted model, not a curated record. Gene Ontology annotation, molecular function: protein binding. The transcript has 48 exons. The annotation marks the transcript as partial.
CCGACCGGCCAGGACUGACCUAUGAGCAGGUGCUGCGCGGCGACACCUCCUCCCAUGUGAUUGACAGCUUGGAGGAGGAUAAGAAGUACACUGUCAGUAUCUUUGCUAUCUACCCCCAGGGCCCCAGCCAAUCUGUCUCGAUCGUCGGCAAAACACUGAAACUGGUGCCAGUGCAGCAGCUCCUGGUCCAAAACGCCACCACAGACACCGUCCAGGCCCGCUGGGGCUCAGUGAAGGGGGCCACGGGGUAUCGCCUCACCUGGUCCUCCUCAGAGGGCCAUAGAGAGAAUGUGAACCUGGGGGAGACCUUUAACUUCUACAUGAUCCAGGGCCUCCACCCAGGCACUGAGUACGCCAUCACCAUCAACCCCAUCUUUGUGGACAUCGAGGGCCCUGUCAUCUCUACUCCAGCCAAGACACUGGAGAGCAGUGCAGUCCAGACUCUGAAGGCAUCGGCAGUGAGCACCAACAGUGCCAUGGUCUCCUGGAACUCUGUCCCUGGGGCCACCGGCUACAGACUAGCCUGGGGGCCCACUCCAGAGUUUGUGGGUCGGGACCGUCCUAGGCAGCUGGCUCUGAACGGCUCCACCACAGAGCACCUUCUGAAGAACGUGGUCCAUGACACAGAGUAUGUCCUGUCUCUUUAUGUGCUGUUUGGAUCGCUGGUGGGUCCCGGCGUCUCAGCUACCUUCCGCACCUCCCCUUUGGGAUAUGUGUCUAACUUCCACGUGACUUCCUACACCAGUUCCUCCAUCGACGUGGAGUGGAGUCCCGUCGUGGGGUCCACCGAGUACAAACUCACCUGGAACAUCGAUGGCAACACUCCCCAGUCCCAGUAUUUGGACCGCAGCGUUCUCUUCCACCGCACUGAGGGCCUCAACCCAGAGACAGUCUACAUAGUCAGCAUCCACGCUGUCUACGGCAACACAGAGGGGCCAGAAAUCUCCCUCUCACAGCUCACAGCGUCGGUGACAGAGUCAGAGCUGAUCCAGGCGGUCAAGGAGGUGAAGGUGGUGGAUGUCGGAGUCAACUCCUUCAUACUGACCUGGAGGAGAACACCUGGGGUCACUGGCUACAAGAUCUCCUGGAGCCCCUUCCAUGGUGGCGAUGAGAAGUCCCAGCUAGUCUCUUCCUCCACGACCUCCUUCACCAUCCCUAAGUUACAGGAGAGCUCGGCCUAUAAGAUCCAGGUGGCAUCUAUGGUGGGGGACCGAGAAGGGAGCCCGUUCCUGGUCACUGCACGCACCUUGGACCUGCCUAAAGUGAACGGCUUCGCAGCGCUGAACACCACAGACAGCAGCACUUCCCUCAACUGGAUCAGAGUUGCCGGGGCUUCUGGGUACCUGCUCUCCUGGAGGCACAUCUCAGAGUUGGACACCAAAAAGGAGAAGCUUGGCCCUUCUGCCAGCAUGUUUAAGCUGAGUGAUCUGCUGUAUGGCAGGACCUACAUCUUCACCAUCAGACCUCUGUAUGGAGAGGUGGAGGGACCCAUCACCUCUAUCAACCACAGGAUAGUGGCCAAGAACCGUCCUCUGGUGCCUGUCCAGUCUUUACCUGUCACGCCUUCCCCUCUCCUCCCUCACACCCUCACCGCCUCCCACCCCAACGCAGCCAAAGCCACCAAAGCCCACACCCGCUCCACCGUCACCAAAGCCCCCUCCAAAACCCCCGCCGGCACCGCAAAGAAACCCCCAAGCACCACCGUUGUCAAAACAGCUGCAGCCACCACCAGCGUCGGCCAUCUUACCACCACCAGCGUCGGCCAUUUUACCACCAAUACCAGAAACGUAUUGGCUUUGGAUACAGAGAUAACUGUUGGACCAGGGCCAGUGUGUGGCAGGGUGAAGGCAGACAUAGUGUUCCUGGUGGAUGAGUCAUGGAGCAUCGGAUCCAAUAACUUUGCCAAGCUCAAGGACUUCCUGUUCCGGGUUGUCACCUAUUUCCCUGUGAUUGGUCCUCAGGGCACACAGAUAGCAGUUGUGCACUACAGUGAUGAACCAAGGAUAGAGUUCAAACUGAAUGAUUACAAGAACAGGAACUCUGUCCUAAAGGCUCUGAGAGGAGUACACUAUGGAGGAGGCAACACCAAAACAGGGAAGGGGAUGAGCUACGUUCUGAAGGAGCUGUUCCAGGAGUCUCUGGGGAUGAGGCAGGAGGUGCCUCAUGUCUUGGUGUUGCUGACAGAUGGCCGGGCCGUGGACGAUGUGGAGCAACCCUCCAGGAUCGCACAGGCUUAUGGUGUGAGUGUGCUGGCCAUCGGGGUGGCCAAUGCAGACAUGGACGAGCUGAAGAAGAUAGCAUAUCCAGCCAGCUACCAGAACAUCUUCUACGCCAGGGACUUUGAUGACUUCUCCUCCAUAGAGAGAGAGUUCAUCAGCAACAUCUGCAGCGAGGCGCUGCUCUCCGAGUUCAGGCAACACGACGAGUCUGCCCAGCUGGACACUCCAACUGAUGACCCUGAUGAGCUGACCAAACCCCAGGGCCCCUGCUCCUUACAGUGCAAGGGGCAGAAAGGAGAAAGGGGAGAUGGCUCUGGUAAUGGUGGACUGAGACUCCAGCAAAACACUGCGAUGUUUGAGUCAAUUGGCCUCAAGUCCAAAGGAGAGAAAGGAGAGAGAGGACUUCCUGGAACAGAUGGUGUCCCCGGGUUGCCAGGACGACCAGGACGAACCGGACCCCCAGGUUCAGCCGGACAACGGGGUUUAGAAGGUGUUCCAGGUGAUCUGGGGCCUCCUGGUAUCACUGGUCCAAAAGGCCAGAGAGGAGAGAGGGGGGAGCCUGGGUAUGUUAUAGGGGGCAUAGGAGACGGCCAUUAUGCUCCUGGACGAAAGGGAGAGCCUGGAUCAUCAGGACCCCAAGGGGCUCCGGGUGUACCAGGGGUCUCUGGACCCUCAGGCCUGCCUGGACAGUCAGGUUCACCUGGGUCCUCAGGGAUAUCUGUUAAGGGGGAACAUGGGGAGGCAGGUGCUAAAGGUUUGCGUGGGAAAGUAGGGGCCAAAGGAGACAAAGGAGAUCAUGGUAAAGAUGGCCAAGCAGGGUUACCUGGUCCCAUUGGAAUUGAUGGUGUUCCAGGCUUCCCAGGUCAAAUGGGAUAUAAGGGAGAGGAGGGAAUCGGGGUUCCCGGUGUCCAGGGGCCUCGUGGAGAGCCAGGGGAGAAGGGCUUUGCGGGGGCUCUUGGCCAGAAGGGUGACGAGGGUGACAUUGGUCCCAUCGGUGCGACUGGACCCCAGGGAGUAAAAGGGGUCCAAGGAGUCAAAGGAGAGAAGGGUAGUCCUGGGUUCGGCAUUCCUGGACAGCAGGGACCAAAGGGAGAAAACGGUGAAAGGGGAAAUGUUGGCUUGUCUGGGAAACCUGGACCCAAGGGGCACGAUGGCUCUAAAGGGGCAGGGGGAACUGUUGGGGUCCCCGGGAAUCCCGGAGCACCAGGACUAAGAGGGAGAGCAGGGACCAGCAGGGCCCACUGGGGUUACCGGGACGACCAGGGGACCCAGCAGAGAAAGGAGAUACCGGGAACAUUGGUUUGCCUGGAAAACCAGGACCUCCGGGAGGCGCGCAAGGUGAACCAGGACAUCCCGGAGAGCCCGGUCUCAGAGGGGAGACAGGUCUGCCUGGACAAAGGGGAGAGCAAGGACAAAGAGGAGAUGAUGGCAAAAAGGGUGAUAAAGGUGAAUCGGGAACUGAGGGUAAAAAAGGGGAAUUGGGUGCUCCGGGCCCACCUGGUACCCAUGUUCUGGUUACUCAACAAGAGGGAGAGCAAGGGUGACGCUGGUCUUCCAGGGAAAUCAGCUGACAUGAAGCUGCCCUUGCUGAAGGCACUGAUUGACAGGCUGCUGCAGGACGGCAUGGAGGAACUUCUGCAGGAGCUAACCACCUCUAGGAGAGUCAAUGAGAAGGAGAAACACGGCUCCAACAUUAUCACUGACUACACAAGAACUGUAAAGUAUGAGAUCUCCAAGGAGCCUCUGACAGAGAUGGACACCAUAGAGGUGGCAGUUGACUCUGACCUAGACAGACAGCUACCAGAACCUAACUCUGAUGCUUUGAAUGAAACGGCGGAGGGCCCCACAUUCUGGAACCUCACCCCUCUUAAUGGUCUUAAUGGCGUCCAAGACGUGGGGAGGAUAGAGAGCACCUCUAAGGGGAUAGAGGGCACACUGACAGUGGACGAGGACUUCAGUGAAACUCCCUCGCCCAAGUUGCCUUUAUCAAACUCAACAUUUAACAACACAACGUCUGAAGAGACGAGUACAGAGGAGGAAGAGGAAGCGGUGGAGGAGGAAUUAUACGAUGGGGAUGAGUACAGUUAUGAAUAUGAGGUGAGUAACUGUCAAAGCCAGCACCAUGGACAGCUCUGA